Molecule: messenger RNA, 3151 nt
Organism: Metopolophium dirhodum (rose-grain aphid)
Lineage: Eukaryota; Metazoa; Arthropoda; Insecta; Hemiptera; Aphididae
Product: zinc finger MYM-type protein 1-like
Exons: 4
Coding region: 656-3151 (831 amino acids)
Molecular function (GO): protein dimerization activity
Source: RefSeq, a predicted model, not a curated record
UUACCCAAUAGGCACUAUAGGCACUGUGCCUAGGGCCUACGAACAUUUUAGGGCCUACGAAAAUGAAAUUUUUGGUUACGAUUUUUCUGUAAUAUUUUUUUUUAAAGUUAAUUAACUAUUUGUAGAUGUUAGCACAACAAAUAAAAUAUUUUUUAUAAUAUUUCUCGUAUAUUUAUAUUUAAUGUUCGUUAUCGUAAUUCGUAAUAAUCACUUAAUGAAAUCAGAUUGGAUAAACCAUAAACCGAUAAAAUGCAUACGGUAUACGGGAAAACGACUGUGUAUGAUGAAUGAAACGACGAUUUCUGUUUAGAAUAUUUUUGGAAAUAAUACAAAAAUAAUAUCAUUUACGUAAUAUAAAUAAUAUUUAUCGACCGCGGACUCACCCACACACACACACACACGCGUGGACAUUAUAUGCGGGACUUGUUCGGUCGGUAUCGCCAUUCGCCGUAUCGAAACGAUAAGACAACAUUUAAUUAUUCUUAAGUAAUCCUUGUCAAUAUUGUUAUUUGUUCGUAGCAGUCCGCAGUUCCGUACUAUAAAUUAUAAUAUCAUUAUUCAUUAAUAUCGUUUAUUGUCAAUUGUAAAUCCAGUAUAGUGAACUUUAAACGGAACAAUCUCUGAACAGAGUAGAACUAGUAGAAGUAAUAUUGAAAUGUCUGGUGAUGGGUACAAAAGGAUGCACGAAAGUGGUUCUACUAAAAGAAAAAAGAAAGAAAAACGAGAUUUAUACAUCAGUCAACAAAUGGGGUCCAUGAGCAAAUUCAUAAUAACACAAAAUCGUUCUAAUGCAGGUACAAGUACAAACCAAAUUGAGAUUUCAAAUAAAAAUCAACUAAUAAAUAUUAUGACAGAUGAAUCUAAAAUUGAAGGUAAUUUAUUAGGUUCAUCUCCUAAGAAAACUGAACCAAAUUUGACAACUCCCUUAAACGAAACUACAAGUGUUAUAACUGAAUCUAUACCAGAUAAAGUUAAAUCCAAUCUGACCGACCUUAGUAAUUUAAAAUUUAGUAACGAUCCUGCACAUUGGGAAAUUAACGCUGAUCUGAUUUCUUAUUUUUCUGAAAAUAUUCCUAUUCAAAAUGUGGAUGCAGAUUUAACUGUAUCUGCUAGACAAUUUGGUAAAAAAAUGAGAUAUUUCAGAAAGGAAUAUUUUUCACGAGCAUUAGGAAAUGGUGAGUGUGUAAAUCGAGACUGGCUGAUAUAUUCGCCAUCCACUGGAUCAGUGUAUUGCUAUGUGUGUAAAAUUUUUCGUCAUUUGCAAAGUAGUGAUAAAUUAACACUUGUGCAUCAAUUCGAAAGUGGUUUUGAUGAUUGGAAAAAUAUUAAUGUUAGAAUGGAAACUCACGAACAAUCUAAUGACCAUUUUAACUCGAUAAAAAAAAUGGUAGACCUUCAAAAAUGUAAAAAAAUAGAUGUGGAAUUAAUAAAUCAGUAUAAUAAAGAAAAAAUGUAUUGGAUUCAAGUUUUAAGACGAGUUAUAGCAGUAAUUAAGUUCUUAUCGUCUAGAGGAUUAGCUUUUAGAGGAGAUUCGGAAGUAUUUGGCUGUCCAAAAAAUGGUAACUAUUUAGGUUGCCUUGAACUUCUUUCUAAUUUUGAUCCUUUUCUUGAAGAGCAUAUAAAAAAGUUCGGAAAUCCUGGCAAAGGAAAUAUAUCAUAUAUGUCAUCUACGAUUUGCAACGAAUUUAUAGACAUUCUUGCUACUACUCUAAAUUUAAAAAUUGUUUCUGAAAUAAAAGAAUCAAUAUAUUUCGGUAUUAGUAUUGAUUCGACGCCCGACAUAGCGCACAUCGAUCAGUUAACGAUCAUUAUUCGUUACACCACCAUUGGUCAAGGAAAAGUCGUAGAGAGAUUUCUUGGCUUUGUUCCUAUUGAACAGCAUGAUGGUAAAUAUCUUUUUAAUGUAUUGACUAAAUUGCUUAACGAUAACAAUAUUGACAUAUCAAAUUGCCGUUCUCAGUCUUACGACAAUGCGAGUAAUAUGAGUGGAAUAUACUCAGGAGUUCAAGCUCUUUUUCGUGAAGUAAAUAAAUUGGCCGAGUGGGUUCCCUGUGCUGCACAUAGUUUAAACUUGGUAGGAUCUGUUACUGUUGAAUGUUGUACUGAAGCCAUUAAAUUUUUUAGUGUGGUUCAGUCAAUUUAUACGUUUUUGGCAGCAUCACCUCAAAGAUGGUCUAUAAUGUUAAAAAAUAUGAAGGAGUCUGUUUUUGUAGUUAAAAGUCUGUCUGAAACAAGAUGGUCCGCGCGUAGUGAUGCAACGAAGGCAUUAUCACUUAAUUAUGAAGAAAUCCGUCAGGCUUUGAUUGAUAUUUCAUUAUCAGAAAGACAACCUCCUAAUGCUGUUAAUGAAGCUAAGUCACUUGUUAAAAAACUCAAUCGUCUUGAAACUGUUCUAAUGUCUAAUAUUUGGAAUGACAUUUUACAACAAAUUAAUAUUGUAAACAAAUCGUUACAAACACCCGGUAUUGAGAUAUGUACUGUCGUUAACCUCUAUAACAGUCUUAUAUUAUGUUUUAAAAAAAUGAGAAGCGCCGAAGAAUUUGAUUUAUUUGAAGAAAAAGCAAAAAAAAGAGUUUCUGGUUUGUCUGAUUAUUCUGAAAUGGAAUCUAGAAAACGUAAACAUAAAGUCUCGAUAAAUGAUGGCAAUGCAAUUGAUGCUGUUGAUCAAAUGAGUGCUAGAGAUAAAUUCAAAACUCAAACAUUUUAUAGCUUUCGAGAAACUGGGAUGUCUGUUAAUGAAAUGCUAAUUAAACAAAUAAAUACCAAAAUGGUAACAAGUUUUCCAAAUGUAAACAUUGCUUUUAGGAUAUAUUUAUCAAUUUUUGGGACUUCGUGCGAAGGUGAAAGAUCAUUUUCAAUUUUAAAGAGGGUUAAGAACUGGCAGCGGUCAACUAUUGGACAAGAUAAAUUAUCAUCAUUAUCGGUACUUGCAAUUGAACACGAAUUACUCCAAGACAUCGAUACCGAAAAAGUUAUAGAAUCAUUUGCAAACAAAAAAUAUCGUACUGUGUACGUACCACCAUUAUCAUCAACUAUACAGAAGAGCUAUACAAUUAGCGGAGUCCAUUACAAUGGAUAUGCAUCGAAUGAAUAUGAGUUCCGACUUCCGACUAUACAUACAUAUAGCUGUUGUGUUCGUGUGACCAUAUAA